Molecule: messenger RNA, 2741 nt
Organism: Hermetia illucens (black soldier fly)
Lineage: Eukaryota; Metazoa; Arthropoda; Insecta; Diptera; Stratiomyidae
Gene: sip3
Product: E3 ubiquitin-protein ligase HRD1
Exons: 9
Coding region: 96-2036 (646 amino acids)
Cellular component (GO): cytoplasm
Source: RefSeq, a predicted model, not a curated record
ACACAUACGUGUACUACCCGAGUCGAGUCUUGUCCGCUAUCAAAAUUCUCAUACUAUUGGCAUCGCUCAGCCGUUGGGCUGCGAAACACGUGAAAAUGCGUUCGCUCGGUCUGUCCGCCUUGAGCCUGGCGUUGACCGCCGUGGUCAUCGGGAAUGCCUUCUAUCAGAAAAAGCAGUUUUACCCGUCGGUGGUCUACAUCACAAAAUCCAAUCCUUCGAUGGCAGUGAUAUAUAUUCAAUUUUUUGUUAUAGUACUUAUGUUGGGUAAAUUAUUAAGAAAAAUAUUCCUGGGAACAUUACGACCAGCCGAAUUCGAGCAUUUAAUGGAACGAUUCUGGUAUGCUCUAACAGAAACAUGUUUGGCAUUCACAGUAUUUCGAGACGACUUUAAUCCGCGCUUCGUAGCACUUUUUACCGUAUUAUUGUUUCUUAAAUCAUUCCAUUGGUUGGCUGAGGAGCGUGUGGACUAUAUGGAGAGAAGUCCAGUCAUUGGUUGGCUAUUCCACGUCCGCGUUGCCUCAUUACUUUCAGUCCUUGGUCUCUUGGACUAUUUAAUGAUUGUGCAUGCAUAUGAGUCGGUAGCGCUGAAGGGUCCUACAGUUCAGCUUGUGUUUGGCUUUGAAUAUGCAAUUUUGAUUACGAUGGUUGCGAACACAACGGUUAAGUAUGUUCUGCAUGCGGCCGAAUUGCGCGCUGACAGCCCGUGGGAAAAUAAGGCUGUAUUUUUGCUGUAUACUGAGCUGGUCAUUGGACUGAUCAGAGUCAUAUUGUAUGUGCUGUUCGUUAUUAUAAUGGCGAAAAUCUAUGCUUUACCGAUGUUCGUAUUCCGCCCAAUGUUCUUCACAAUGAGAAACUUCAAGAAAGCUCUGAACGAUGUGAUUAUGUCACGGCGUGCAAUACGAAACAUGAAUACACUCUAUCCAGACGCUACACCCGAAGAACUGGCGAUGUCUGAUAACAUAUGCAUUAUUUGUCGCGAAGAUAUGGUGAGUAAUUCGAAAAAGCUGCCGUGCGGUCAUAUAUUCCAUACAACGUGUCUACGAUCAUGGUUCCAACGCCAGCAAACUUGUCCAACUUGUCGACUGAACAUUCUGCGCACACCAACCAAUGUCACUUCAUCGCCUCCACCGCCACGUCCAGAGGGAGUGAAUGCACCGAAUAUCAAUCCAAAUGCCGGCAUACAAGUACCCCUGCCUGGAUUCAACAUGAACAACAAUAAUAACAACAACAACAUAAACAUUGGCCAAGAAAAUCCAUUCACAAAUCUGUUUGCGCAGAAUUUCGGUCAAGCACAAGCUGGAGCAACGGGUGCGAAUGCCGGUGGAAAUGGAACAGCAGGACAGGUACCUCCUCAUGUGCCACCGUUUGUUUUGCCACCAUUUCCAUUCAUGGCCCCGUACGCUAUACCGCCACCUCCCAUGCCGCCUAAUUUGAAUACCUUAACGGAUGAGGAGUUGCGGGCGCUAGAAGGGAAUGAGAGGAGACAUGUCGAGGAACGUUUAAAAUUACUUCAAAACGUUCAACUACUACUUGAUGCAGCCAAUUCGCUUAUGAAUCAAUAUUCACUGGUCACCGCUCGUCUUCCACCAAUUCCCGCUGCUGCCACAUCAUCAACCGUCGUGCCACCAUCAACAGCAGUUUCAGGGGCGGCGUCAACAUCAUCAUCAACACCAACCGCCAACAGUGUCUCGCCCGAACCCUCAACCAGCCAAGCUGCAUUCGAUCCCGCAGCCGCCAAAUCAGCUACACCCAAAAAGGAUAUCAUAACGCCCGUUAAAAGCGCUCAAAUUGACACAAACAAACCCCAAUCGACCCUACCCGAAAUCGAGAAGGAUGUUCGCAUCGAGGAUUUAGGUAGCGAGGAGCAUGCAGAUACAGUUAAGCAUUCGCAACAUAAUUCCACGCCGACACCCAGCACGAGUAGACAAACGAGCGAAGUUGACCCGGACGACACUGAAUUGUCCGAAAUUCGAAGGAGAAGACUGCAAAAAUUCCAACAACAGAAUGAUAGUGUGAAAACGACAACAAAUGAAUAAGAAGGAUAUGUUUGCUAUAUCAUAUUAAUAAUUAAAUUAAAAACUGAAAAAAAAAUCUGCAAAAUAAGCAAUUGAUGUUUCCCACAAAAGACCCCCUGGAUUAGAAGACAUAGUUGCACCUCGUGUGUCCCGACUUGAAGUGAUCCGUUGCCUGUUGGUUUUCUACGCGGAUGGAAUAUUUAAGUAUGAACCAAGCGAAAUUUGUGUGAAAGUAGUUUGGAAAUUCACCCCUACUCCUUGAGAUGACGAGGACUUUCUCAAUGAGGUUCCUUAAGUAUCAGAAAUUGUCAAGUUUACUUUCCCUUCAGUCCUUUUGCUCCUUAACCCAAUGUAUCUAUCGUAGGGGAAGUGAAUGACGAUUUUAAUUCGGGUGGAAAGUGUAGAUGUUAAUUUGUAAGUUUUGAGUUCCGGGGUCGGAGUCGGGAUGAACUUUCCAAUGAGGUACGUAGACAAAUUGAUUCAAGCGCUCAAAAUGCGUUGUUUAUGAUGAAGUCGGAAUUAAAUUUAAGUUGAUUUACGAUGCUGUGAAUCGUUGACUAUAAUAGCUCCUAAUGCAAUGAUAUCCUUGUACAAGUUUCGCUUUGUUCAUAAAACUAAUUGUAAAUAUGCAUUAGAUUUCCUCAAAUGCAUUUUUGUAUAAACUAAGAAGUCCGUUAUUUUUUAACUUUAUUUUAUUUAUAUCAUAAUAUAACACACAAAACCUUU